AUUUACCUACGGCUAGGUUGCCUUUCCUUUGACUCGCCCGCUUGACUCGCAAUGGGUUCAUGAAAGUUUGAUGCAGCUCUGGAGGCAAACCCAUACCGUACAGCAGUAGGGAAUCCCGCAAUUUUUGUCGAUGGCAGAAUCCUGUUGGGCCGUUUUUUUGAAUUGGUGAUCCGCCUUGAUGUCUCCUUGGGAAGUUGGGAGUGUGUGGGAGCUGCCGCUGCUGUGAUUUUUUGAGCGCGUUUUUUGCUGCGCUCCCCCCGAUAAGCUCUCUGGACCGCUUCAGCUCGCUCAAGUUCAUAUAAAAAGAGGCUGCAGCGGCAUCUCUUUCCUCCCUCCCCGACAAUCCCCUCUUGCAAUCGCCAAACUUCUCGCGCAGGCACUCCACUCACAAUGGCUGAUACAAAGCGAACAUCUCUGUCUUUCACGUCGGCGGAUCUUGGAAACAGUUCGUUUGACGACAAGAUCGCGAACGACGUGGGAAAGAGGCUCUUCGAACCGAACCCGGCCAUCAAGAAUGUCCUCAUUACAGGUGGAGCAGGCUUCAUCGCUUCUUUCAUUGUGCGCAAACUUGUUCUCCUCUACCCUGAGUACAACAUUUACAACUUCGAUAAACUCGAUUACUGCGCCUCCACGAACAACAACAAAUCGGUCGCCGACAAGCCCAACUACUCUUUCAUCAAGGGAGACAUCUGCGUGAAGGAUCUCGUAAACUUCGUGUUGGCGGAAAAACAGAUUGACACAAUCCUUCACUUUGCCGCGCAAACGCACGUUGACAACUCGUUCGGAAACUCCGCCGAGUUCACGUUGAACAAUGUUAUGGGUACACACGUGUUGCUCGAAGCGGCCAGGAUAAACAACGUCAAGAAGUUUAUUCACAUAUCCACUGAUGAGGUCUACGGGGAGGUGGAACACGGUGGUGCUGAGCUCACGGAGGAGAGUUUGCUUGCCCCCACGAACCCUUACUCCGCCACUAAGGCAGCCGCCGAAAUGCUGGUAGGCGCUUACCAAAAGUCCUUCGGCCUCCCCACCAUCAUUACCCGCUCCAACAACGUCUACGGACCUUAUCAAUACCCGGAGAAGAUUAUCCCCAAGUUCGUCACCCUCUUGUCGGAAGGAGGCAAAGUUUUCAUUCACGGCGACGGAAGCAACACUCGUCGGUUCAUUUACGGCACUGACGUCGCGGAUGCGAUUGAGGUGAUCUUGCACAAGGGACACACCGGCGAGACAUACAACAUCGGAACACCCUUUGAGAUUUCCAACCUCAACCUGACAAAAUACCUUAUCGAACUCAUGGGUUUGAAGGAAAAGGAGAAGGAGCUCAUUGAGUUCGUCGAGGACCGUCCGUUCAACGACACGCGUUACGCCAUCGACUCUGCCAAGCUUGAGGCAUUGGGCUGGAAGCCCAAGGUUUCGUUCGAGGAAGGCGUCCGCAAGACCAUCUCAUGGUACACUCAGUACUCCCGCAAGUGGUGGUCCAACAUCCAGGGAGCGCUCGUCGCCCACCCCUACAAGAGCGGUGCCGCGCACGAGUUGAUCGUCCCGAAGUAAGCGACAUUGGAGACUCUGGUUGUUUGACCUUAUAUAUAGGAGCGCGUGUGGGGACGUCCUUGAGGUUCUAUAGGACACAUAUGCAUGCCGGCCAUGAACUUGGGUAAUUAGACUUCGCCCGGGACAAAAACUACCUUUUGGAUUUCCAUGUAUAAGGAUUUUCCUUCUGUCCUUUCAUUGAC
Molecule: messenger RNA, 1730 nt
Organism: Fimicolochytrium jonesii
Lineage: Eukaryota; Fungi; Chytridiomycota; Chytridiomycetes; Spizellomycetales; Powellomycetaceae
Exons: 7
Coding region: 391-1548 (385 amino acids)
Biological process (GO): nucleotide-sugar metabolic process
Molecular function (GO): dTDP-glucose 4,6-dehydratase activity
Source: RefSeq, a predicted model, not a curated record